Messenger RNA from Racocetra persica, 505 nucleotides. Lineage: Eukaryota; Fungi; Glomeromycota; Glomeromycetes; Diversisporales; Gigasporaceae. The record is from the annotation of a GenBank genome assembly.
UUAUCCGGUUGAUAUCGCGGUUUUUGAAAACAAUAAACUCAAAAUAAUUUGUGAAUGUAAAAAAAUAUCGUCUCAAGAAGGCAAGGAACAGUUAAGAAAAUACUUGCGAAUGUGCGAAGCCAAGAUUGGAGUCUGGUUUAAUGGCAAAGAACGCAUAGUUUUGAAAAAAGUUGAGACCAAAUUAAAGCCCCGGGAAAACUUGAAAAGCGUUUUUCAUCAGAUUAAAAAAAGUCUACAAAAAACCGUCAUUGGUAGCACUAAUGAGCCUGAUAUAGCGAAAAAUGUCCUAAAAAUUUUAUUUUGCAAAAUUUUUGAUGAAAGAUAUCAAAGUGAAAGUGGAUUUGCUGAGUUUUAUGCCAAUAUUGAUAAACCGCAAGAGAGUUCAGUAAAAAUUAGGGCAAUUUUCACUAAGGUGAAAAAUAAGUUUGAAGAUGUUUUUGAUAAAAACGAGGAAAUUAAACUGGAUGAUAAAAGCGUAGUUUUUAUUGUUCAAAAAUUACAAUGA